Pseudonaja textilis is the source of this 2878-nucleotide messenger RNA. It is a transcript of the gene PSRC1, whose product is annotated as proline and serine rich coiled-coil 1. Gene Ontology annotation, molecular function: microtubule binding. Gene Ontology annotation, cellular component: microtubule cytoskeleton; spindle pole; spindle microtubule. NCBI's taxonomy places the organism in Eukaryota, Metazoa, Chordata, Lepidosauria, Squamata, Elapidae. Gene Ontology annotation, biological process: mitotic metaphase chromosome alignment. The record is from RefSeq and is a predicted model, not a curated record.
AAGCAUGGAAUCAUCAAAGGAUAUAAAAUUUAUUACUGAUGAGACACUUGAUUUUGAACUAUUUUCUGCUUUGGAUGGCAGUGAUUGCUGUUAUGGACAAGAAGAGGAAGAGUCUAUAACUUGUCCCCUCGAACUCAAUGACAAGAAUGUGGCACAAGAAGUUGAUCUAAACAUCUUGUUGGAGGAGAAUGAUGGAAGGACCAAAGAGCCAAUUCCACAGUGGAGUCCCCUGACUCCAAUGAAGCUGGAGGAGGUCAUGAAAGAAGCUAACCUGCUGGCUAUGCAGCUUGAGAAAUGUCAGCUGCUGGAAAAGCAGAAUAUCAGUUCUGAAACAAAGCUUGAGACAGUUGUAGAACACGAGCUUUUCACCCCAAUCAGGUUCUUGUGUACAGAGACUAAGAAUCCCCAGAAGUCCCGGAGAAAGACUUUCAAUGUGACAAACAGUCCUCUGAAAGCUCUACUCCCAACAGUAGAACCAGUUACCUGCUUGGCUCAAGGUUCCCCCAAAUCUCUGUUUUCUGAAGGUAGAAGUCCAUCUUCCCGCCUGAUGGACUUGCUUAGUCCCAGAAGAUUCCAAAGUACACCUUACGUUUGCAGCACUGAUGUUCCCCAAGCUAAGCUCUCUGAACCCAAGGCCUUGAUGACAAUGACAUCUGGCAAUAGAAAGGCAACUAUCAGGAACAACAGGACAGACCGCCCACUUGCCCUCCCCACUACCACAAAAGGCCAGCAGCCAUUGCUGCAUUUGAAACCUCUCCCUCAAACCAGCAUAAGGAAAACGCAGAGGAAGACAGAAGCUUCUGCUAAAAACGGUUCUGAUCAAGGCCCACAGGUUUCCUCUAACCAAGGGACGGUGCUUGCUGCACAAGUGAAAAGAAAGCCAAAUCCUCAGAUGCGUUUCCGGCAGACCAGCCCUGUGAAAAAAAUUGCAGCUGCUCCAGAAAAGAGGGCACCUCUCCAGAAGACAAAUGCAAGUCAGGUGAAAACUAUGGGAGGCAAUGGCCCCCCAAAACAAGCCUCUUCCAAGCCUUGUGGUGGUUCUGGUCAGACUCAAGCAAGACGCACUGUCACGCCUGCACUGGCAAGCCAACUCCCAAUGCCAAAGCAAACCAAUCGUACUGCUGCUGUUUCAGGCAGAUACACAGUUCCUCGGAAAUCCAGCCCAUUUAAACCAGUGAGUUCAGAAACAUCUGGUGGGCAGCGAUCCACUAAACCAACUGCUGGGAUUGGGAAGAAAGCUGCAUGUCAGAAGCCAGUCCCGCUGCGCACUUUUCAGAACAGCAGGCUGAGACUGCCAAAGACAGAUUCAAAAUGAGCGGAUGGAUCGCUGGGUUUUGAAGCCAUAUAAUACUACCAGCCAUUACUAUAAUCUUGGGAACAAGCCAGAAAGAACUGAUACUCUUGGGAGGAUGCCUUCCUUUUGAAGAUAAAGCUGCUUUGGUCUCAUAGAAACUUCUGGAAUCUCUUCUUUCAAGAGAACUUUCAAAGCUUGUGCUGUGCAUCUCCUCUGUUAUCACACUCUGGGCUUGUGGUUUGAGGAUCCUGGAGUUAAGGAAGUAUUACCAGUCCUUGUCCUAUCAUUACAUUCCUUAGAUUUAUAAAUGAAACUUGUGUGGGCUAGAAGUCUGUGUUGCAGCCCAUGAAGCUUUGCUGAGCCAUUGCUGGAAGAGAUAACUUCAGCUCAGCAGCAGAGAUUCUCCUGACUUUCUGAUGGUUGGCUUAGUUUAAAACUUUAUUAGAUAAAAACAGCCUUACUGGAGCCUAGUGGAAUAUUUAGUCUUUUAUAAGUUAUGCCAACCACUAUAAAGCAUUGCGCUGUAAAGAAGAAUUAUGUAAUACUGAAUAAUAUAUGCACUGUUGAUCAUUUUGAUAAUAGUAAACACUAACGUACACUUUCAGUUAUAUGUGAAGGUUGCUUAAACUUAUUCAAAGGUAAGAAAGCUUUUGAUUCUUAUUAUGUGAAAGACUACACAACUCUCAUCUCAAACCCUUUAUAUUUUCAUUCUUAUUCCUCUUUAUAUUAAACUGAGGAUGGUCAGUGGUAAUGCUGUUAAUCCAUAGAUUUCCUGUGCUAUUAAUAGUUGCCUACGAGACAGAAACCUAAAUAGAGGUUUAAAAGAAAUUAACUUACUGUAUUACAGAAUUGCUAAACAUUUAUCCCAAAACACAAAUCACACUCAUUUUAUACUCUUGUUGAUUAUUCUUAGGGCAUUUGUGGCUUAGAUGAUGAAAAAGCAGUACACAGUACUGAAAACAUCUGUGCUUGUGAGCCAGUUUCAUACUAUCUAAGUUUUAGACCUAUAUAAAGAUGAAACAAUACUUCUAAGCUGAUGCAGUGGUAUUCUUAGAAUCCCAGUUUGGAACAGAUCUACCUGCCUGCUUUCAUCAUCCAUCUACUUAAUCAAAUUUGCAACAAUCUAACCCAGAAAAAAAUGCCUUGAUUAAAAAAAAAUAUUCAGCUCCUUCCUAUUCUAAAUUAAAUGGUACUUCCCUGUUGUAUAAUAAAGCUUUCAAUGAAGGAAGUUGAGACUAUUUAUGCAAUCUCUGCAGAAGUGGGGUAAUGUGUUAAGCACCACAAUACUCUUGAUUUCAAGACAAUAUAGCGACAGGACUCUAUUCAAAGACUGUGGAGUGAUUCCUAAAUAUAUGGAAAUUCUUCCUCCAGCAGAUCCAAAGGGAUGGAAGAUGAAUUCUUUGCAGCUUAAGGAGUUGCAACAGUGAAGUUAAUCCUUAUGCCUUAUGCACAAGAUUGAAGGAGCAAAUGCUGUGACAAAAUGCAGUAUCAAUUCUGCCAUAAUAUCCAUGUAUGUUGUAUUGAUAAUUUUCUAAUUUCUGAAAAAAUAUAUGCCUUUCUAAUAAAAACACAUCUGCAUAAUGA